AUGGGCUCGGCUAGCCAGUCUUGGGACUUUGUUGUUGUUGGUGGUGGUCCGGCGGGAUGUGCUCUUGCUGCAAGGCUUGCUCGGUCGUCUAUGCGACCAAAGGUGCUCCUUUUGGAGGCUGGAAAACGCAACGAUGACAAAGACCUGAAGGUCGAUGGUCAAAGAUGGAACACAUUUAUGAAUGGUGACCUGAACUGGGGGUACAAAACGACCCCUCAAGAGCAAUGCUAUGGACGCCAGAUUGACUACUCGCGCGGAAAAGUGCUGGGUGGCAGCAGUGCCAUCAACUUCGGUGUGUAUACCGUAGGUGCCCGGGAUGACUAUAACCAAUGGGCAUCUGCGGUCGGGGACGAUUUCUUCAAAUGGGAGCGCAUGCAGCCGCGAUUCAAGAGCUUGGAAUCAUUCAGCGGUGCUAUCGCUGAGACAAAGAAUGCUAAAUAUGCCGCUCCCAACACUUUUGACCAUGGAUCCCGCGGUGGUCUUAAAGUUGGCUACGCUGCUGAAUGGGAACAAGACUUGCCUCUUGUGAUGGAUGCUUUCGAGCAGGCGGGACUUCCUCGAAACCCGGAUCAGAACUCUGGGAACCCUCUUGGAAUGGCCCUUGUUAUCAACUCUUCUCAUCAGGGCCAGAGAGUCACUGCCAGUGACCUUUUGCUUGGCGCUCCUGAUAAUUUGACGGUCAUGACUGAGGCGCCAAUUCAGCGAGUUAUUCUCGAUGGCAAAAAGGCCGUCGGUGUGGAGUCCAGGGGCAAGAAGUUUUUCGCAUCCAAGGAGGUUGUCUUGACUACAGGCUCCCUUGAUACCCCCAAGAUCUUGAUGCAUUCGGGUAUUGGACCUGCGCAGGAGCUUCAACAGUUCCAGAUUCCGGUGGUCCUUGACGUGCCUGCUCUCGGUAAAGGUCUCCGUGAUCAUUUCUUUGCCCCGUUGUGCUUCCAGCGCAAACCGGAGACAAAUGACCGCAAUGCCUUCUUCGGCAACCCAGCCGCUAUGGAUGCCGCCAUGGAACAGUGGAGAAAAGACGGCACCGGACCCUGGGCAAAGCAUUCGUGCCAGAUCGCAGGUGGGUGGUUCAAGUCGGACCGCGUCACAUCUUCGGCGGAGUUCAAGGCCCUUCCCCCAGCAGUCCAGGACUUCAUGAAGCGUGAAACCGUGCCUCAGUAUGAAUUCUUGUCGCAUUUCCCCCUUCACCUCCUCGACCCCAACUUCACGAAAGACUACAGCUACGUCUGCUUGCUCGUGUUCUUGAUGAACGAGCAAUCCAGCGGUGAAGUUCGACUGCAGUCCUCGAACCCAGACGAGCCUCUUCUCUUCGACCCGAAGGUUCUUUCCCACCCAUUUGAUCGACGCGCAUGCAUCGAAAUCUACCGACAGGCGAUGGAGGUGUGCAACCACGAGUCGUUCAAGAAGGACAAUGUUUCCACGAUGAUUGCGCCCGCUUCGGAUUCCGACGAGGACAUUUUGGAGCAUUGGAGGAACACCAUCGGCUCUAGCUGGCACAUGACCGGUACAGCGAAGAUGGGCAAGUCUGGCGACGCUGACGCGGUGGUGGACACCAAGUUCCGAGUCUUGGGCAUUGAGAACCUGCGCAUCGGUGACAUGAGUGUCGUACCUGUCUUAACAAACAACCACACCCAAGCAACCGCUUACGUGACUGGUGUGACUUGUGCGGAUGCUUUGAUUGCGGAUUAUGACCUCGAUAUCCAGGCCCGGCUGUGA
Molecule: messenger RNA, 1716 nt
Organism: Aspergillus steynii IBT 23096
Lineage: Eukaryota; Fungi; Ascomycota; Eurotiomycetes; Eurotiales; Aspergillaceae
Product: GMC family oxidoreductase
Exons: 3
Coding region: 1-1716 (571 amino acids)
Molecular function (GO): oxidoreductase activity, acting on CH-OH group of donors; flavin adenine dinucleotide binding
Source: RefSeq, a predicted model, not a curated record